Erigeron canadensis is the source of this 1407-nucleotide messenger RNA. RefSeq lists its product as uncharacterized. The coding region runs from base 1 to 1407 and encodes 468 amino acids. Gene Ontology annotation, cellular component: membrane. Gene Ontology annotation, molecular function: transmembrane transporter activity. The transcript is spliced from 4 exons. Gene Ontology annotation, biological process: transmembrane transport. NCBI's taxonomy places the organism in Eukaryota, Viridiplantae, Streptophyta, Magnoliopsida, Asterales, Asteraceae. The record is from RefSeq and is a predicted model, not a curated record.
AUGAGGCCACGAAGAGUUUUUGGGAUUUCUGUUUCUUUGAUUAUAAUUAACUUAGCCUCUAUAAUGGAGCAUGCUGACGAGAAUCUUCUUCCAUCUGUAUAUAAAGAAGUAAGUGAAACGUUUAAGGCUGGACCAACUAAUCUGGGCUACUUAACGUUUAUAAGAAACUUCGUUCAAGGUCUAGCAUCUCCAUUGGCUGGAAUCUUGGUACUAACCUAUCCCCGACCCAUUAUUCUUACAAUGGGCACACUUUGUUGGGCAUUAUCUACAUUUGCUGUUGGUGGUAGUCGCUAUUAUAUCCAAGUUGCUUUUUUACGGGCUAUUAAUGGAUUUGGAUUAGCAAUUGUUAUUCCAGCUUUACAAUCGUUUAUAGCUGAUACUUAUAGUGAUAACGUGAGGGGGACAGGGUUUGGAUUUUUGAAUCUUGUUGGAUUGAUUGGUGGCAUGGGUGGUGGUGUGGUGGCUACUGUCAUGGCUGGUCAUGAGUUUUGGGGGGUAGCCGGAUGGCGUUGUGCUUUCUUUCUGAUGGCCGGGUUGAGUUGCUUGAUUGGAGUUCUUGUGUUCUUUUUCGUUGUUGAUCCAAAAAGGCUAACUACAGUUGAUGGUGACACAAAAGAAAUUUACUCUGAAAGGAAUGCAUUGCUAGAACAAGAGCAUGAGUCUGGUUAUGGUUCUAUUUGGGUUGAAUCAUGGAAAGCCAUGAAACUCGUGAUAAAAGUUAAAACAUUUCAGAUUAUUGUCCUACAGGGUGUUGUUGGUUCAUUCCCAUGGACUGCCAUGGUAUUUUUCACUAUGUGGUUCGAACUAAUUGGUUUUGAUAACCAAAAGGCUGCAGCUCUUGUGAGUCUUUUCGGGAUAGGAACUGCUUUUGGUUCACUUCUAGGAGGGAUUAUAGCGGACCAGUUGUCAAAGAUGUACCCUUAUUCGGGCCGAGUUAUGUGUGCACAAUUCAGUGCAAUCAUGGGGAUCCCUUUAACCUGGUUUCUCUUGCUAGCAAUCCCACAAUCAGUCGAUAAUUACUUCAUAUAUGCAGUCACACUUCUUUUUAUGGGCCUUACAAUAAGCUGGAAUGGGCCUGCUUGCAACGCACCAAUGUUUGCAGAAGUUGUCCCAACCAAACACCGAACCAUGAUCUAUGCGUUUGAUCGUGCAUUUGAAGUGUCAUUUUCAUCCUUUGCUGCUCCCAUUGUGGGGAUCCUAGCAGAGAAGAUUUACGGGUAUGACUUGGAAACUGUAGACCCCAUAUCUGAGUCCAGCAGCAAUGCGUUAGCGUUGUCAAAAGGGCUUUUUGUGAUGAUGGUUCUUCCGUUUGGUAUAUGUUGCUUGCUGUACACCCCUUUGUAUUGGGUUUUCAAGCUUGAUAAUCAAAAUGUAAGAAUGAGUUCUAUAAAAGGAGAAGUGAUCUAA